UGGGUGUAAUGUUUGCCCUCACAGCCUGAACAGCAGUGACCCGUCAGAUUUCACGUCAAUGUGUAGAUUGUAGGUUCCGUGGUUUACUGACCAUUGAUACAAUGGUCACUAUUUAUCUGACCUGGUAGCCCUCAAAGCAUAAUGAUCUAAAUGUAGUUUAGGCUGGAAUAGUGAAAAACCGGAUAUCUAGUGUCGAGCCCCUGGACGAACGGAAACCGACGACGGGCCUCGGUAUGUCCUGUCCUUGGCGGGAGAGCGAAAUGAGGUGGCUUGCCGGGACUUGGUUGGCGACCGAGCAGAUCAGAGGUAAGUGGUAGAAACCACGACGGUAUCGGCAUUGGGGGUCGACUUUGGUGACGAUGUGAACGCAACAGCUGCCUUUGGCACUCUGCUAUGAACACCAGGCGAGUCAACGGAGAAGAUGAUUACCCCUAGCGGCUGAAGGUCCGGAUAUUUCCUCGAGAAUGAAGACCCCGUCAUGACCAGCAUUUUGAUUCACUCCUAGUGAAUUCAUUGUUGACACGACAGAAAAGUUACCGGUCUCUGUCAAGAGAUACUUACAUCAUUGUAACACUUCACCGAACGAUUCUGACAGCAGACGGCCGGUAACAACCCUACAUUACUGGAGAACGAAUUCCACGUUUGCGAACUGACUUCGACGGCGGGCACGAGGCCAGGUUUCUUCCUGUCAGGUUCUGAUCUCCUUCUUCACGUCUGAUCGGUCUUUCAUAAUCUCAUGCACUUUUCUCAUUGUCAUCUUACGAAACCGAGAUGGUUUCUAAGCUUGACACAAUUACCUUAGACCUCCCCAGACAGCUCAUACAAGUCGAAUCCCGACACCUCGCUUACCCCCUCUCCACCUAAGAACCAAGGGCAGGGUGCGUCCGGCCAGCAUAAAGGUCUUGCCUCGGGAAACUUGUGCCUUUUGGCGAUGACGAAAAGCUGCACCGAUAAAAAGUGUCUUGAACCGCUUUCACUCCACACGUCCCGGAAGCAAGGUAUCAAUACUCGCUUUACUAGUACCGCCAAAACAACCAUCGUCUUCUCGUUCCAUUAGCGGCACACGUCGAUCCCAUGAACACGGAAAUGUGUAGAGGAGAAAGCCACACUCGCCCACCCUCCAAGCCACUGAUCUCAUUGACGCAUGCAUGAUCGAUCCCUAGGAACACCAACUCAUUUAUACUACACACUACAUUCAUGGCUCCCUUGUUGAUCAAAGAAGGUUGCAUCCAGGUCCUAGCCCACACGCCCAGCAGCGUCAUCUACGCGGUCGACACCGACGCUGAACCUGGUCAUGCUAAAGACACAUCCACAGUCCUGAAAGGCUGGGCAGUCUGGUCCAAGGGCAGCGAGCCACUUGGCCCGGUACGACCCGCGGAGGAGGCGGACGCGAUGGUCCGUAGAGAGGCGGCCAUCUACGACGCCCUAAGGAAGCACGACCGUAUCCUCGACUGCGUCAGCCUCGAGGUGGCCGUCCUGGAGGGAGCUGGCCCGGAGCCGAAAGCCUGGGCCCUGCGCCUAGAGCGUGCUCCCGGCAGCAGCUUGCGCCAGUAUCUGUACGACAACCCGUCACUCCCCCCGGCGGAGCGGAUCCGGCUGUGGUUGGCAACCCAGUUCGCCCAAGGCCUCGCGCAUGUGCACUCGCGUAACGUCGGUUGGAGCGACAUCCCGACCCUCAACGCCCUCCUUUUCGACGGCUGGCGCCUCAAGCUCUGCGACUUUGGCACCUCGUCGCUCUUUGAGGACUAUGACCACGACUGGUGGGGUGCCGAGAGCCGUUAUACACCGCCCGGACCCCAGGCCAACGCCUAGGUGCGAAAGGACGUCCGCGUCGGCACCAUCCACCGCGAGAGAUUCGCCCUCGGCUCCGCCAUC
Molecule: messenger RNA, 1875 nt
Organism: Colletotrichum destructivum
Lineage: Eukaryota; Fungi; Ascomycota; Sordariomycetes; Glomerellales; Glomerellaceae
Product: Putative protein kinase
Exons: 2
Coding region: 1198-1812 (204 amino acids)
Biological process (GO): protein phosphorylation; signal transduction
Cellular component (GO): cytoplasm
Molecular function (GO): protein kinase activity; ATP binding
Source: RefSeq, a predicted model, not a curated record